This is a messenger RNA of Taeniopygia guttata (zebra finch), 801 nucleotides long. NCBI's taxonomy places the organism in Eukaryota, Metazoa, Chordata, Aves, Passeriformes, Estrildidae. The record is from RefSeq and is a predicted model, not a curated record.
AUGCCCACAACAGAUGACGGCCCAGAGCAAGCCAAUAAGCAGAUUAAAGUGCUAAAUGUGACCCACCGGCAGUCGGGCUGGGGACGCCAGCCUAGAAAGAAGUGGCGGGGCCAGAGCCACCGGCUGCAGCCAGAGCUGAUCCAGCACCGGGCACCGUCGGGCCUGCGGCAGGCGAGGGCCUCAGAGCGGGCGGGGGCCAGGACAGACCCUCCGCGUCCGCUACAAGGCCGACCCCGGCCCCCCAGAGAUGUCCGCGAGGCGCCGCGGGCUCGGACGUCAUUCCCCGGGCGGGCAAACGGAGCGGAUCGGCCCCGCGGGGGAACCGGGGUGGGCGCGGGAGGCCCGGAGUGGGCGCGGGGGGCCCCGGGGGGCCGUGAGGCGCGCGGGAAGGGGCAGCGGAAGUCCCGCCCCGGCCCCGAGCGCGCCAGGCCCGCCUCCGCCCCGCGCCCGCCAAUCACCGCCCGCCGCCGCCGCCCGGGCUCGUCGUCCCUCGCUGGCUAUAGGCCCGCGGCGAGCAGCCGAGCCUUCCCAUUGGCCGCGGGGCUGCCCAUCUCGCCGCAGUCCCGCCCCCCUCGCUCCCCUCCUCCCAGGCGCCCGGGCGGCGCCAAGGACACCGGGGCGCGACCGCGGGCGACCGGCCCGGCGCGGCCCCCAGCGCAACCCCCGCCCUGCUCCGGUGCCAGCCCCGGCCCCCGCCCGCGCUCCCAGCCCUCUCGCCCGGCUGGGUCCGGUCCUACCGUCCGGCCCUGCCGCGGAACCCACCGGCGCGUCCGCACACCCCGCUCGUGGUCCCGGCUCUGA